Molecule: messenger RNA, 2749 nt
Organism: Acanthaster planci (crown-of-thorns starfish)
Lineage: Eukaryota; Metazoa; Echinodermata; Asteroidea; Valvatida; Acanthasteridae
Product: monocarboxylate transporter 12-like
Biological process (GO): transmembrane transport
Molecular function (GO): monocarboxylic acid transmembrane transporter activity
Source: RefSeq, a predicted model, not a curated record
CUGGCUGUUAUUGUGGAACUCUUGGGCGUGGUGCACAGUGACAUGUACUGUACAUGUACAUGUAUUUGCUUUACAGUGUUUGCGUAAUCACACGUAAAGGGUGUACUCUGUCUUCAUUUAUAUUCGCAUUCCAAAUGGAGGUACAAGUUAGCCGAAGAAAUAUGCUAGAUUCAAGACAUGAAAUGCAAUCAGUAACUUGACUGUAUGGAGCUGGGGACUUCUUUACACCACCACGGUUCACGGUUUCUUCAAUGAAGACCACGUUUAUAACGUCGGAAUUUACAUGCUCACUCAUCGAAGUCCCUCAGUCACCGUAGGAAAAUAUUUCGAUUGGAAAAUACAUGCAUUUGGAAAAUCAUAUGGUAAGUAUUGACCGCUCCUUUAGCGGGGCCCAUUGGCAGAAAGCUCGGUCCAAGACCCGUUGUCAUGGUAGCCGGUGGAUUCGUCUGCUUGGGAUUCGUCACUACGUCACUAGCAUCCAGGGUCCUACAGGUUGUGCUGUACGUCGUUUUUCUAAUUGCUGUGGGACAGGGGUUUGCCAACGUCCUGACACGUUCAUCACUUGGUGCUCAUUUCGACGUAAAAGGUUUCGCAAUGGCGUCAGGAAUUGCAAGGAUUGGUUCCUCUCUUAGUCUCAUCUGUUUCCCGCCUCUAAUGCAGCUUUUUAAAACCACGUACGGAUGGAGAGGGGCCAUGCUUCUCCUAGGAUCUAUUGGUGCUCAUAUCACCGUAAGCGGCGCCCUGCUGAUACCCCCAUUAAGCUUACGUAGAACCGGGUCUCAAACUAGAGAUGGGUACCAGAUUCUUCCGGAUAGGUCCCCUGAGCACCAACAAGACGGCGCCUGUAUUCUGGCGUCGAUAAAACCGAUCUGUGUGAAAAUAGAAGGUGUUUUUGACCUUUCGUUAAUGAAAACACUCAACUUUUGGAUCGUUGCUCUGAUUUCGGUGACUACUCGGUUGAAUCAAUCAGCAUGGUACAUUUAUUUUGUUCCACGCACCGUUGCCAUCGGAUUCUCUUACGAAGAAGCCACAAUUAUGGUGACAGUCGCUGCACUCUUCCAGCUGGUAAUCACCUUGCUUGGCAGUGCAGCUGUGUACACGGAGAAAGUACAGGUCACCAGCGUUAUGACAGUAAGUGUCACUCUUGUUGCUGUCGCCUUCUUUGUUGACCCCUGGACGACCUCGUGGUGGUCGGUGUCUGCUAACGCCGCCCUCUUUGUGUCCAGCAUGGGGCUGGUGUUUAACUUGGCUGAAAUCAUGGUGAAGGAGUUCAUCGGUGUGGAGAAGAUGGCCAAUGCUCUCGGCUGGAUUGGAUUCCUGUCAGGAACAGUGCGCCCUCUCGCAGGAUUCAUUCCAGGCUGGAUUUACGAUAACACUGGGGGUUAUGGCAAAGCUUUUUGCAUCCUGGGCGCCAUGCAGAUAACGGCACUGGUGCCUCUUGUUAUCAAAAGACUCAAACAGUAGCCCUUCUUGAAAUCCAAGUUGGGUAUAACAGCAAGCUGCAGAGCCAACGGAGACAGGGCUUGAGUGACGUAGACUGUGGGAACAACAAUGCUCACUUGAAGCUGUUGUCACGCUUGGUGAUUUUUUUAAAUUAUUUUAUUAUUAUUAGUGGUUAAAAUUUCCCAUAUAAAUUGGUUCUCUUAUGUGACACUCCUUCAUUCGACGUACACGAUACCUUCCAGCAAAGUUUGUUGCAUGUGUUUGUGGUCCGUGUGGUUUAUAUCUUUAUAUCAUUGUUGGGUGUAUUUAAGGUAUGUCUUAAACCUUUGUUACCAUGCAUAAAUCCCUGGGGAUGGGGGACAUAUCGACUCCCCUUUAGUCUUUUGACAUGUUUUUUGGAGGAUGUAUAUAAUAUGUUUUGACAGAUUUCUAUUUGGUAGACCACAGAAAACCAGAAUUUGCAUGGUGACCUUUGAUGACGUUUGGCCAUUUUGAGAUAUAAGUGAGAAUUUCCUUCAGCUAUUUUGAUCAAACUUCCAAAUGAUGUAAAACUUUCUACAACUAUUGGUGGCGCUGUUUGAACAUUGAUAUUGCAAAAUUGAAAGCUUUUAUGGAUUUUUAUUUAAAACACGGUUUCUUGCAAGAAUAGAAAUUAAAACCUCAUUAAAUCUGUAACAUUAUUGAAAAAGUAACUCAAUCAUUUGUCUGUUUGUGGGAAAACAUUAUAUUUUUAAGUUUGUCAUAGCUACCCAAUGUGAAGUGAGUCGAGUUAUACACAUGUAAACAAUGUAAAUUGCAUGCUGAAGAUCAUGUUUUCGCUGAUGAUGUUUGCUGGAAAACUUUGUGUAAGAGUUUACAGUCGCCCAAAUAUGACACGAGUGAUUUGAUAAGCAUCACCAGCAGGUUUGGGAUUGUAGGUUUAGGUGUUGUAUUUUGCUCACAAACUAAUGUUAUUGCAUAGGUUGUUUCUGAUUGAAUAUGUUCAGUACAGCAUGCUCAAUGUACGUGUAAUUGUGUGGCGAUUUUAAGAAGUGUAACUUAAAAGUCUAUUCGGCCUUACUUUGUGCGAGUUGUCAAGGCGUGUUGCUUGUUUCCACUGGAAAGUGUGACGGAGGUACUUUUAUUCAUUAUGCAAUACAGAAAACAAUCCUACAUCCUGCCUCCAAUUUUUUCAUAUCUCAUAUUUCAGUUGCAGAAAUGCCAAAAAGACAUGAAUCUACGACAGAUGUUUUCCAAUUUUGAAAGCAUUUGUUAAUAUGCACAAUUUUGGAGUCACAGUUCCAGAAAUUGGCUUUUGUUGCAAUAA